Messenger RNA from Phyllotreta striolata, 1554 nucleotides. The record is from the annotation of a GenBank genome assembly. Lineage: Eukaryota; Metazoa; Arthropoda; Insecta; Coleoptera; Chrysomelidae.
UACAAACGAACGUCAAUACAGUUGGCCACCCCGAUGAUUGACAGUUGACAGAUUUGACGUCUCCUUCGGGCCAAGUUCCAGCGCAUUUGUACGAUCACCUCUCGCCGAAUUAUCCUCUAAAAAUGGCCGAUCUGGACGACUUCUUCGCCAAAAAGGAUCGAAAAAAGUCGAAAAGCACGAAGAAAUUCGCCACGACCGAAGAGGUGGCCAAAAAAUUAGAAAAAAAUGAGAAAAUCAAGAAGGAACGCCCGGGAAACGACGGGGAAGAUAACGUGACCAGCGAACAGGACCAAGACGAAUGGAAGGACUUCGAAGAGGAGAAAAAGGACUAUACGGGCUUGAAAAUAGGCAACCUCACUUCGAACCCCAACCCCGAAAAUCCCAACGCUCCCACUGGCAACAAGGAAUCCUCCGAAGAGCAACGCGAAGAAGAGCCCGGCCACAAUAUGGAGAAAAAAUCGGCGGGGCCUUGGAAACGUAUGCAGGACGUCAAAGAAGAGAAAUUAGAGGAAAAAGAAGACGUAAAGGAGAAGGAAAGGGAGAAAGAGAGAGAGAAGGACCUAUCUGUGAAUGUGUGCGUUAAAACGGGACGGUACGUGCCGCCCAGUAUGCGCUCCGGUUCUGGACAGGUUCCCGUCCAGACGGGUAGGAGUUCCAACCGGUCCAAAGCCGCCCCGGACAUUCAUAACGAGGAGUAUUUCCCUACAUUGUCAAAGAGUGAACCGAGAAAAGGUCGCAGCGAAGGAAGCUUCGAACUAGUACAAUCGAACCGAUCUAGUUACCAUAGGCAACAAGGGGAACAGUCGAAGAUCGGCCAGUCGAAUCAGGGCCAACUGAGCCUUGGCAAUCGGUUUAAUACGUUGAGUAACGACAGCUAGUGAUCACUGGAAAAAGUAUGCUUCGAAAAUCUUUUUCCAGAAACAAUACAAAAAAUAACAAGAGACAAACGCACGCGUAUUUUGUAUGUAUAACGCGGAAAAGCGGCCGGAAAGACUCGUUGUUUUUCUUCUACUACUUUUCGUGAGAGGUUAAUUAAUUAAAAAUUUAUUAAUUGUAUGUAUGUGUAAAAAAUCGUUACAAAUAUUUUGUUUGGUUAGUUAUACUUAAUUAGGAUUGCAAUUAUAAUUAACCCGACGAAAAAAUGGCUAUUUUUCAUAUCCUUUGAUUAUUUUGUAACUUUUUUUUGUAAUUGAAACAUGUACAUUUUUUGUUAGGUAAAAAUUCUAAAAUCGACUUGUUGAUAUUUUCCCUGUAAAGGUUUUGUUUCAACGACAAAAUGUGGCGAAAAUAAUUUUCAUUUUUUUUUUUCUAAAAAAAAUAGUCUAAUAAUUCUAUCCUUUUGUACUUCUUUAUCGUUACUCUUAAAAGAAAACUAUGAAUUGAAAAAGUUGAAACUUUCGAUAAAUAAAAAUAUAUGUCGUAAAACAUGUUAUAUCAAAUGGAACAAAAUUGAAAAUAAACGAAACUAUCUUUAAUGACAGUUUAAUUCUUUGAAAUUGGGGAAAGUUUGGUAAACCUGGCAAUGCCGUGUCUUCUAAAACUAGUAAAUUUUUU